Molecule: messenger RNA, 4726 nt
Organism: Microstroma glucosiphilum
Lineage: Eukaryota; Fungi; Basidiomycota; Exobasidiomycetes; Microstromatales; Microstromataceae
Exons: 2
Coding region: 183-4658 (1491 amino acids)
Biological process (GO): ergosterol biosynthetic process; coenzyme A metabolic process; isoprenoid biosynthetic process
Cellular component (GO): endoplasmic reticulum membrane; peroxisomal membrane
Molecular function (GO): protein binding; hydroxymethylglutaryl-CoA reductase (NADPH) activity
Source: RefSeq, a predicted model, not a curated record
ACAUAGCGAUCCGGUGACAAGGUGGGCGCAGUCAGUGAAGCUGUUUCUUCGGUCCCCAAGGCUCUUCGUAUAGUCCAGCCACUCCUUCAUCCUUCAUCUUUCAGCUUGCCCUCAAGAUACCGCAAAGGGGACAGCUCCCCGCCGCCCAUACUCGUUUGCCCCUGCAAGUCGAUCAUCGGAUAAUGGGUCACCUGUCCGCAACCAAGGAGCGCUCGGCUACGGCCGCUCCCGCGGCCAACCUGUCCUCUUCUUAUCCGAGGACACUGCUGCGAACCUGCGCAUACUGGGCCACCAGGAACCCCAUCGAAGUCAUCGUGACCAUCUUCAUCAUCGUUACAUUGGCCUACUUCCAACUUCUCCAUGCUGUGGCUCACUCCGAUUUCUUCGAGCCGCUCAAGCAGGACGCCGCGAGGCUAGCAGCUGCGUCUACCUUACCGGACUCCUCUCUCCUGCAGCAGGGUGGCGGCAGCAACGGUAUUUCGGACAAGGACAGCUCUGCGGCUGCCACCUUCAUCAGGCUGGCCGGUCGGGGAGAACAGUGGCUCACCUUUGAUCCCUCGAGCGCCGAACACUCCUCAGCAGCCUUUCAAGCCCUGAGCUUCGUCGUCGAGCCGAUUGUACUCGCAGAUUCGGAAUUGACUUCCAAGCCUCGGAGCGUUAGGGCCUUGAAGGAUACCUUCCUGCCUGUCGUGGCGGACAAACUCUAUGAUGACCUGUCCCGCAACUCCAGCGAUCUGGGAGAGCCAGUGCAGGUCUACGACGUAGAUGCAGACCUCACUGCCUUUGCCUUUGGCAGAUUGUAUCCCGAGGGUCAGCACGUCUCUUCGCGCAAGUCGCUUCUCGAGGACGCGGGAGAUCCUGAUCUCCUUGCCUCUGUACUGGCAGACGCCUCAAAAGCCGCUUCUUCACGGCUUCGGCGUAGCCCUGCUGGAGCAGUAGAGGCUAAAGCGCUUGACCUGCAGGCGCAGCAAUUGAGCCUCGUGUCUGUCAUCUCGGACUCGGAUCUGGAGAGGCAUACGCCUGGCGGCAGGAGGAACACCGGCGCCACGGAAGAGUUGAGGAGUAUCAGGUGGUUGGCCUACACUUCGCGAGCGCUGAUCGUCAGGUUCUGGGCUCUGCUACAGAAGGCGGAUUCGGCGGACAUCUUCGUCAUGCUCAUGGCAUACGUUAUGAUGCACGGGACAUUCGUCAAUCUCUUCCUUUCCAUGAGGAAAUUUGGCAGCAACUUCUGGCUGGGCACUUGCGUUCUGGCAUCGUCAAUCUUCGCUUUCCUCUGCGCUCUGACUGCUGCUUCCAUUUUGGGAGUCGUAGUAGAUCCUGUCUGUCUAUCAGAGGCGCUUCCAUUCCUGGUCAUUACCGUUGGCUUCGAAAAGCCCUUCAUCCUAAGUCGCGCAGUCUUCACCCACCCUGGCAUUGCACCGGAACCGCACAACAGCGAAGCUGCCCCCAAGACGACUGAGGGCGCUCUUUUGACCGGUCUGGAUGGCAGCGAAGGGCUGAAUGGUCUCGCAAACGCUAGCCAGCUCCCCUCUGACCUCACGACAGUCGACCCCUCCAUGUCGCCUGAGGAGUCCUUUGUUCGUGCCUUGACAGCUCGACUCAAGUCUGAGCCAUCCCUGCAAUGGUCUGUGCCCCCACCGAUGCCGGCCCACGAGGUCGUUUCGUCUGCUGUCGAUUCUGUAGGCAUGCAGCUCGCUAGGGACUACGCUAUCGAGAUUGCUGUGCUCCUCGUAGGCGCUACGAGCGGUCUCAGCGGAUUGCGAGAAUUCUGUCAGCUGGCUGCACUCAUCCUCAUCUUCGAUUGCGCCUUCCUCAUGGUCUUUUACGUUGCAAUCUUGACUGUCAUGGUCGAGGUGCACAGGAUCAAGGUCAUGCGGGGAGUCAGGAAGCCCCGGCCAAGCACUCCGCCCAAUGUUGACUCUGAUGACCCCAUCUCGGACAUUCCUACCCCCACUUCGGGUGGCAGCGAUGAUGUAUCUCAGACUAUUGCAGGUCUUCGACAGAGCAGCCCAGAGCGACGAAAGCGCUCGCGACCUCUCUGGCGACGAGUGGUCAAGCUGCUUCUCGGCAAGGUUCCCUUUGAGUCGAGUCGAGGCAAGAAGGAGAACCCGGUUGCAAGGCUCAAGCUACUGCUCAUCACGGCCUUCCUCACUCUGCAUUCUCUCAACCUCGUCUCCACUUUGACGGCCCAAUCCGCAAUCUCGAGGCAUCAGUCAAUCGCAGAGCCGAACUUGUUCGAGGCCGUCGUAGAAUCCUCGGUUCUCUUCUCGCCAAAUGUCGCAUCGCCUACCCUCUCGCCGCUGCUGGCUGAUUUGGUCUCUUCUCAGCCUUCGGACCUCGAUCUCGUCGUGAGAGUUGCGGACUCAGUCGUCUUUGUUCUCAUCGACAAGGCGGCUGAGGCAGAUGAAGUCCGCAGCUCAAUGGCCAAUGCUGCCCUCAAUGCCUCAGGCGGAGCUGGAUCGACUGUUCGCACGUCUGCCUCUUCCAAUGUAGCAAGCUCGCUGCGAGCAUCAGGUCGUACAUCGGGCUCACUCGCCGUACUUGAUAGCUUCAUCACUGGGUGGUCUACUAUCGUUGGCGACCCCGUCAUCUCGAAGUGGAUGUCUCUGGCUCUCCUGAUCAGCAUCUUCCUCAAUGCGCACCUUCUCAAAGGUAUCGCAUCCGGCAACGCUGCAGUCGCUGAGGGCAAUGCGGCAGGGGCUGCUGCCUUUGCUGCCGCUCGCAUGAUUGGAGCUCAUCUCGACCGGGCAGGCGAAGAAGACACUGGCCGUGAGACAGGCAAAUCACAACAGCGAGGAAAUGUUCAAGCGGCAAGUGCAACGGCAAAGAGCAACCAGGGUCUCAAUGAGUACCACAUGAUGCUGGCGCGGAGAGCCACUGCUCAUGGCGGAAAAUCCAAGCUUGACAAGCUUCCCGGAAGGAAUGGCGCUCAGCCGGACGUCGAUGGCUCGCCAGCGGGCUCCGACAAGAAGACUGCUAUCCCGGCUGUUUCCAUCAGUAGCGACGCAGGAGAUGCCAUCAGGGAUCUCAAGAAGCCGGAUGUCCCUGCUAGCGCAGACGGAGAAGGAGCCGUUGCCAGCCCAGGAGCGAGAAACUCAGGUCUGCGACUGCAGCCCACGAACUUCAUUGGCAAGAACGGCAAGGUGGACACACGCCCAUUCGAGGAAGUGCUGGACAUCUAUGCUGGUGGAGGCGGUGUGUUCAUGCUCAAUGACGAGGAGAUCAUCGUGCUGGCUCAAAAGGGCAAGAUUGCUCCCUAUGCAUUGGAGAAGACGCUACAGGACCACAAUCGAGCUGUGAGAGUGAGACGAGCACUCAUCUCGCGCUCCUCAUCUACUGCCUCGCUCGAGAACUCGUUGCUGCCGCAUCUGGACUACGACUAUAGUCAAGUGAUGGGAGCCUGUUGUGAGAACGUUGUGGGCUACAUGCCCCUUCCUGUGGGCAUUGCCGGUCCACUGACAAUCGAUGGGCAGCCACUGCCAAUCCCAAUGGCUACAACAGAGGGUACACUGGUAGCAUCGACUUCACGAGGCUGCAAGGCUCUCAAUGCGGGUGGUGGUGUCACCACGGUCCUGACUCAAGACGCCAUGACCCGUGGUCCAGCUAUUGAGUUCCCCGACAUUGUACAAGCGGCUCGGGCAAAGCGGUGGGUCGACUCGGCUGAGGGAGCGCAAGCCAUCAAGGCCGUCUUUGACUCUACGUCUCGCUUCGCCCGUCUGGCAAGCUUGCGAAGUGUCAUGGCCGGUCGGACUCUAUACGUGCGAUUCGCAACUAGCACUGGUGAUGCGAUGGGCAUGAACAUGAUUUCCAAGGGUGUGGAAAAGGCAUUGGACAUGCUCAUCAACGACCACUUCCCCGAAGCUGUCCUGCUCUCCUUGUCCGGCAACUACUGCAUCGACAAGAAGCCUGCAGCAAUCAAUUGGAUCGAGGGUCGAGGCAAGUCAGUGGUGGCAGAGGCGGUCGUGCCUGGACACGUCGUCAAGUCGGUGCUGAAGACGACGACUGAGUCUCUGGUGCGCCUGAACAUCCGCAAGAACCUCGUGGGAUCUGCCAUGGCUGGAUCUGUGGGAGGAUUCAAUGCUCACGCCGCCAACAUCCUCACUGCGAUCUUCCUGGCGACGGGACAAGAUCCUGCCCAGAACGUCGAGUCUUCGAUGUGCAUCACGCUCAUGGAAGCUCUUCCGUCCAAGGAUGGUGGGGAGGAGGAUGAUCUUCUGAUCACAUGUAGCAUGCCCAGCAUCGAAGUGGGGACGGUGGGAGGUGGGACUGGUCUGUCACCGCAACGGGCCAUGCUCGAGAUGCUGGGAGUGGCAGGAGCCAAUCAGGCUACCCCCGGUGCCAAUGCUCAGCGUCUGGCGAGGAUCAUCGUCGCAUCUGUUAUGGCCGGUGAGCUGUCUCUGAUGUCAGCCCUGGCAGCCGGUCACCUGAUUCGAGCCCACAUGGCCCACAACCGAUCUGCCCCACCUACCGCCCCGGCUACACCGGGAGCAGUGACGCCGCUGCGGAGAGAAGGCUCGAGCCAGAAUCUGCCCAGUCUGUCUACCAUGACACCACUGGUGGCAACCCCUGUGCGUAGAUCGCCGACUUCGUCGACGGAUGGCCCGUCUACCCAGCUCAGACGGUCUGCGAGAAGCGGUCUGGGAGAGCGGAGUACAUGAGCAGAGAAGGUCAGACAGCGGAAGUUAGUUGGAGAAGAGUCACGGAAGAUCAUGUUGAAAGCAAAGGG